AGCAAUGCUGCUGUUGACCCCAGUUGCUGCCAAUAUGGGAUGUUGAAUGCAUUAGCUUCCGGGUUGGACAUUAAGUUUUGCAACGCUCCUCACUCUUCAUCGGGGAGCGAGUUUGUCUAUGAUGCGGAGCAACCCCUGCUUCCUAUGAUUUCCCCGGAGAGCUGCAGCUGCAUUGUCUCUGCCUCUUUGCAGAGCUGGAGUGGCCGGGCUGCAGGGGAGGAGACUCCGAGCGGGGUCCCAGCGCUGUCGGCUGGACACCCCCUCGCUCCUGAUGCCCAGUGGGACGGAGCGUGGAGCUGCAGCGGUCUGCUCCUCGACCGCACCCGGGGACUCGUCCUUUGCCACGGCCACAUCUUCUUCCCUUUCGUCCAACGCCCAGGGCAGCAGGGUCUGAGUGACAAGCCAUUCCUGCGACCUGAAGCUUUCCACAAAGAUCUGCAGAUCCAUGUCCAACUCCCCGGAAUCAGCUCUAGAGGCAAAUCCAACCCUCAAUUGCCUUUAGCUUCCAGUUAUGCAACGGCACUGGGGCCUGUAUCAGAACCCCCCAGUUCUGACUUGAACCCAGUGUUACCUUCAGUAGUGACUCCUGGUCUGGGUAAGUUCCAGAGCUCCAGCCAAGCUGAGAUGCUGAUGGUCUUCCCUUGCCCAGAAUUUCAAGACAUCUUCCAAACCUUAUUCAGCAAGUCAGACAAAUGGUAUUUCUACAGUGAAGACAAGGAACAGGUGCUUCAGUCUGAGCUCCUAGACCUGGUCUGGUUCGGCUUGCUGCAAUGCCCUGGGUGGGCCAAUGAUGCCCUGGGUGGAGGAACUCUGCAGUACGUGAGGAGUGAGUAUUUGAGGAAAGGUCAGUCCCUGUUCAGUUGUGCUUCACCCUUUGCCUCCUUCUGCCCCGAGAUCUUCAUGAACACGUUCAGUAAAGGAAUCGUGAGUAAUCUGGCAGGAGAGAGGAACGCAAUGAUCCUGACCGAUGCCCGCUGUCUGCCCGGGACUGAAGGAGGUGGCAUUUAUGUCAAAUCUCAAGACCUUUAUUAUUUAGCUGGUUUAAUCGUGGCACCGCUUUGCUGGAAAGCCAAUGAGUGGGUUGGACUGACAUUGGUGUGUUCCGUCACCUGCAUAUUUCAGGCUGUCAGAAGGAUUUUGAAUGGAUUUGACAAAAGCGGCACGAAGAUGUCAUUUUGCCCAGUAUCGGGUCACCUGCCCCCAGCUAACCCAGGGCAGCACGGUUUAUCUCGUCUGCUUGGCGCAGUAGCUCUUCUGGACUGUGAUAGAGUGUGGGGAUCAGGAGUGAUUGUCAGUCCCAGGUUGAUUCUUACAUGUCGGCAUGUGCUAAGCCGAGCAUCAGCUGUCAAAGUGAAAAUACAGUCGGACUCCAACAGCUACAUUGCAUUAAAGGGAACAGUGUUGUUUGCUACAAAGGAGAAUUCAGCCUUCGAUGUGGCAGUGGUGGAACUGGAAGAAGACCUUUUGACUGUCAAAACACCUGCUAUUGCUUCUGGAUUUAGCACAGAUGUCUAUACUGUCGACAUGCUCACCUCCUGAUUGUGAAAGAGGGAGCUCCCCGAGUGAAUGCACAGAUGGUACAGAGACAACGUGCAUCAUAAAGCAUGACAUUGCAUUGUAACUAAUGAGGGACAAAGGCAUCUAGCAGAGUUUGAUUUAAAAAAAACCUUAUCUUCCUGUCACUGUGUGAGAACCCAUUUAUACAAGGGGUUGUUUGCUGUCUGUUAAAGUUUACAUUUAUUAACAGGGUAGAUUGCAUUUUUUUUUUAAAAGUGUGAGAUCGAUUUGAGAGAAAAGUUCUAUGUGGUUAAAGCAGUAUUUGCGCUAAAAUUACAUACAAUGUGUAUUUUUUUCAGGAUGAGAAAAGUUGGUGUUGAGGAAUUAAAUGCUUUGAAUAUUUUGCACCCAGUGCCAGGUACAGAGCGACAGUUCAGUUUUAGUUCAAAAAUGCCAUUUGGAGUAACAAAUCCCAACUGCAGACUCAGCAUGAAAAACUUUGUCUCUGUAUAAUCUGCCAGGAUGAGAGCUGGAUUUAAAUGUCAGGAGCCAGGUCACAGACACAACAGAAUCCAAAUUAAAACAUAGCUGUGUAAAAUGGCCUUGAGUAUACAGCCCAGCAAUGUACAUCAUGCCAGGCUGAGAACAACACCGGUGUUACAUUGCUUAGCAUUCCCCAAAACCAGCCUCACAGCUGAGUAUGCCUCCCUCUGAUAACAGUGUUAUGAGGUGUAAACUACUUACAAGAAUAUAAGAAAGACGGGCUUGAAUUUAUAACGACCAGAUCAUUUGGUUGAGGGAAGAAUAUUGAUCAGGGCACCAGGAAGACCUCCCCUGUCCUUCACCGAAUAGUGCCACGGGGUCUCUUAUAUCCAUCGGAGAGGCCUCGGCUUAGGGUGCCACUUCCAGCACGGGGGUGUCAUUUUUGCGCUCAAGUCCUGGAUCGGGACUUGCACCCACGGCUUCCUGACUCGGAGAUGAGAAUGCUACACCACAGCUCACUGAACGUGAGGUUUAACCGCUGGACUAAAGCUGACUGUCAGAAAAGAGGAAACAAAGCAAGGCUAGCCCAGCUGAGUGCUGCCAGAGUCUUUGUGACAAAGGGGGAGAGCAGCCUGUCCUCCGAGACUAGCUCCCAGUGAAGAAUGGGAACACAGCCAUUGAGUUUGCUGGCUAUGGAACAGGGACUUGGAAGCUUGCUCAGCUCAAAAAUAAACGAGUUGAGAUCAGGCUGUUUCAGUUCCCUUGCAGCUAGUAGAAAGGAGACUUUCCUCCUGUUCUCUCAGCUGGUAGCACUACCACCAUCAGAAGCUCCUGGGCUCAAACCCCAUGUCAAGACAUGAGAACAAAUUGUUGGUUAACUACAGGGCAGUGCUGAGGGAGUGCUGCACUGUUGCAGGUGCUGGUUUUUGAACAAGGCGCAAAGUCAGGUUUCCUAACAACAUUCCUCAGCAAUUAGCAACAAAAACAGAUAAACUGCUUGUUUAUUGGGUUUGUGUGUAUGGGAUCUUGCAGUGUUCAUAUUGGCACACAUUCAAACUACUCCAUUUC
Molecule: messenger RNA, 3048 nt
Organism: Carcharodon carcharias (great white shark)
Lineage: Eukaryota; Metazoa; Chordata; Chondrichthyes; Lamniformes; Lamnidae
Gene: tysnd1
Product: trypsin like peroxisomal matrix peptidase 1
Exons: 3
Coding region: 40-1539 (499 amino acids)
Biological process (GO): regulation of fatty acid beta-oxidation; protein processing
Cellular component (GO): peroxisome
Molecular function (GO): serine-type endopeptidase activity
Source: RefSeq, a predicted model, not a curated record